This is a messenger RNA of Malaya genurostris, 2115 nucleotides long. RefSeq lists its product as uncharacterized. The record is from RefSeq and is a predicted model, not a curated record. The coding region runs from base 1 to 2115 and encodes 704 amino acids. Lineage: Eukaryota; Metazoa; Arthropoda; Insecta; Diptera; Culicidae. Gene Ontology annotation, biological process: DNA integration. Gene Ontology annotation, molecular function: nucleic acid binding. The transcript has a single exon.
AUGCCUGAAAUCAGUAUCAUCGAGUUGCAUGGAUUUUGCGAUGCCUCCGAAAAGGCAUAUGGUGCGUGCAUCUAUAUGCGAUCUGUUUCCGCCAAUGGAGAUGUUCGACUUCUCACGUCGAAAUCGAAAGUCGCCCCUCUCGGCGAUAGUAAAAAAGAUAAAAGAAUUUGCUUGCCUCGCUUAGAACUAUCUUCUGCACUACUUCUCAGUCACCUUUAUCAGAAGGUUAAGGAUAGUUUGAAAUUGAACAUAAAGAGCUUCUUUCGGUCUGACUCCAUGAUAGUCCUACAUUGGCUAUCAGCAAACCCUUCCCGGUGGAAGACCUUUGUUGCCAAUCGUGUCUCCGAAAUCCAGCACAUUACGAAGCAAGGCGUUUGGUCCCAUGUUCCUGGAAUUGACAUUAUUUCCCGCGGCAUGCUGCCCAGUCAAUUGAAGGAAACUACUGCAUGGUGGGAAGGACCAGUCUGGCUCAGUCAAACUGAACGAUUUAGACCUCCUCUUGUUCGAACAAACGGGGAAAGUUUCGCAGCAAAUCUUCUGGAAGAAAAAUCAAUAUUUCUUGCAGUACAAUCGCAGAAACCGAAUUACAUCUUCAAUCUACGAUCAUCUUUCUAUGAUCUGAUUCGUCUUGUGGCAAUUUUAUUGCGAUUCUAUCAUAAUUGCAUGCCAAAAAACCGUUCAAUUCGGCGAACCAAUCUGCAAAUCACCGAACUUAACGAAGCCUUAAAUGUGCUUGUUCGAAUUGCUCAGAUGGAAUCAUUUAAUGGCGAGAUUCGAAGUCUAUCUGCUAGUGGACAAGUAAAGUCAAACUCUAAAUUGAAGUCUCUGACACCAAUCUUUCAAGAUAAGAUCUUACGAGUUGGAGGUCGACUCAAACACGCUCUUGUUCCUGACGACCGAAAACAUCCUAUUAUUCUGUCACCUGAGCAUCCGCUUACAGAGAUAAUUAUGGUCCAUUACCACGAGAAGCUAUCGCAUGCUGGCCCUCAACUUUUGAUCGCAGCAGUACCAGAAAAGUUCUGGCCUUUACGAGCACGUAACUUGGCUCGAAAGAUAGUGCACCGAUGUGUGAAAUGUUUUCGCUGCAAGCCGACAAUCCUCGAGCAACUGAUGGGCGAUUUACCUGCCGAACGAGUGACUGCAAGUUUUCCGUUUUCGAGAACUGGUAUUGACCUUUGUGGACCAUUGUUCUAUCGAAUCUGCGGAAGAAAAUCGGUCCCAACCAAUAGCUAUGUUUCGAUUUUUGUGUGUCUGGUGACAAAGGCAGUACAUUUGGAGUUGGUGGCAGAUCUUUCUACCAACGCAUUUUUAUCAGCUUUAAAGCGAUUUGUAGCACGUCGUGGCAAACCAACUGUAAUCGAAUGCGAUAAUGCGAAAAACUUCGUUGGAGCAUCGCGCGAAUUAUCCGAUCUCUACAAGUUAUACAACUCCCAACAGCACCAGCACAUUGUACUUUCGCAAUGCAGCCAAGAAAAUAUACAAUUUAAAUUCAUCCCACCGCGUUCACCAAACUUUGGGGGGCUCUGGGAAGCGGCCGUGAAAUCAUUCAAAAAACAUUUAAAGGCUUCGAUCGGUACAUCUGUGCUGUAUAAAGACGACUUAGAGACACUUAUUACACAAAUUGAAAGCUGCUUAAACUCAAGGCCGCUAACCCCUCUUUCAUCGGAUCCGGACGACUUAGACAUACUUACACCAGGGCAUUUUCUUAUUCAUCGUCCACUUACUGCAAUUGCGGAGCCCUCCUAUGAAGAUAUUCCGACAAACCGACUUGAUCGAUACCAGCAGAAUCAGGAAAUUCUUCGGCGUAUCUGGAAACGUUGGAGCACCGAUUAUCUAUCGGGGUUGCUUCCACGUACAAAAUGGACCCAUCAACGGGAUAAUCUAUCUAUCGGAACGAUGGUGCUUGUGAAGGAGGACAAUCUUCCUCCUCUAAGCUGGUGGUACGGCCGAAUCACCCAAAUUCAUCGCAGUGAAGAUGACAAUGUACGAGUGGUUACAGUCAAAACCAAAGAAGGUGAAUUUCGGCGCGCAAUAUCCAACAUCUGCGUGCUACCCGUUAGACAACCCAGACAACCCGAGACUAUUGCAUGUGAUGAUCUACCGUCCAAUACGUAA